Messenger RNA from Ricinus communis (castor bean), 1166 nucleotides. RefSeq lists its product as uncharacterized. NCBI's taxonomy places the organism in Eukaryota, Viridiplantae, Streptophyta, Magnoliopsida, Malpighiales, Euphorbiaceae. The transcript has 4 exons. The record is from RefSeq and is a predicted model, not a curated record. Gene Ontology annotation, molecular function: nucleic acid binding; zinc ion binding; endonuclease activity. The coding region runs from base 332 to 943 and encodes 203 amino acids.
UUACAAUCGUCCUUUAAGACAGCAAAAAGAUCAUCAGAAGGGGUCUGAGAUGAGCUGAAUUGUUUUUUUUUUUUUUAAAAGUAAUUUAAGUACACUUUUAGAAUAUUAAAAAAUGAAAAAAUUACUGAGGAACAGCUGCAUUCCAGGAUUUUUCUUUGAUAAACUGAUGCGAAUGUCUUCCUUUCGAUUUUUAUUUUAUUUUUUUUAAAAAGUAAUCCAUCCUUCUUUAGCUCUUAACAGAGCAGCUGAAAGUUCAUUUGCGGGUCUUAAUUUCUUUAUCCAUUUCAAUCCGAAUAAAUAAUACUCAGAAACAUUUAUGAUUUUAUAAAAGAUGAGCCCGACCAAGGAUAGACCCAAAAGGCGAAUCCGCCACUCUUCCCCACCCACACCAUCCCGAACCGCCUCCUUCUCCUCCACACCCGACUCAUCACAUCGUCGAUCUACACUCGCCCAUUCAGCCACUCUCCAAGACCGGGAGGUCCUGACUGAAGAAGAUACUUUAACACUCUUUGAAGACCUCCAAAUCUCUGAAAAAUACACCAAGUUUUCAAGCACUGAACCAAGAAGCUUUCCUUACAGUGUCAAGCAGCAAUGUUGGGAUAAGGCUGAGAAAGUUAAAGGCCGUGACCCAGAUCGAUGGCGACGUGACCCACUUGGUAACAUUGUGUUUAGAAAGCUUGUUGGUUGUCCUGGUUGCUUGUGUCAUGAUUAUGAUCACAUUGUUCCUUACUCUAAGGGGGGCAAAAGCACACUGGAAAAUUGCCAGGUUUUACAGGCAACAGUUAAUCGAUCAAAGGGAAAUAGAACCGAGCUAUCCAGAGCUGAUCUCAUUCAGAGAAGUUCGUAUUGCCGCGUAGCAGGACGCGACAUGGAUCUUAUUGAACUGUCAGCCUAUGGCAAUGUACGACACGCGCAAGAAUCAGGAGGUUGUAGAAUUCAAUGAACAAGUAGCUAUGGUAACUUGUAAAACAGGCUUCAAGACGAAGCAAAGGAAUUUGUACAUCUUGUUAUACAAUUACAUAUUGGAAACCUUUUGUUCAAACUGCAUAGAUCUUAUCCAAUUUCCUUUUGUUGUUAUGUUAAGCAAGUCAUCUGCAAGAAAUUCUUGUCGUGGUAGAACUGUAAAGGUUUAUUUAUUGAAUGGAAAUAACCAGAAUUUGAUUGUG